Molecule: messenger RNA, 185 nt
Organism: Racocetra persica
Lineage: Eukaryota; Fungi; Glomeromycota; Glomeromycetes; Diversisporales; Gigasporaceae
Source: the annotation of a GenBank genome assembly
CGGAAAAUCCAAAAUAUAAAAAGAAAACCAAAAAGCAGUUAGCCGAAGAAUUAAAGCCAAAAUCCACGAUUAUCAAUUUAGAAAAGUUUAGAACAAAGGAACAGGAACCGAUGAUUAUGUAUUUUGAACCAUACGGACUGCCAGUUUAUAAUUUGGCAGGCAAAAAAAACGGAUUAGAAGCAUGA